Labrus mixtus (cuckoo wrasse) is the source of this 4128-nucleotide messenger RNA. RefSeq names its product neuropeptides B/W receptor 2b (gene npbwr2b). The record is from RefSeq and is a predicted model, not a curated record. Gene Ontology annotation, cellular component: neuron projection; membrane. Gene Ontology annotation, biological process: neuropeptide signaling pathway. The coding region runs from base 1018 to 2034 and encodes 338 amino acids. Gene Ontology annotation, molecular function: neuropeptide receptor activity; neuropeptide binding. The transcript has 2 exons. Lineage: Eukaryota; Metazoa; Chordata; Actinopteri; Labriformes; Labridae.
GGGGGGGGAGAGAGGAGCAGGAGGCUGGAGAGCAGCGCGCGUCUCCAACAGAUGUAAGACCGGAGGGGGAGAGACUUUACCGGGGAUACAGAUGUUUGUGGCUGCGCCGCUCAUGCGUAAAGACCUUGGCACCGUCUUCAGAGCGCACUGGAACCACCGCUUAACUCGUAACCAUAAAUUACCAUCGUAAACCUUUAUCGUGGACACACGUUGCAGCCUUUAAAAACUCAUUACAAGUCCUCAGCGCCGGGCGAGGAGAGAGGCAAAGGAGGAGUAGAAGAAGAAGAAGGAGGAGGAGGAGGAGGAGGGAUAUAUUUGUGCGAGGACAAACGCAACAGCGGCAGACAAGAUGUGAUUUCCCCGCCGACAGCAGAAAGGAAAAGUGAAGGAAGGAACCAGAGGAGGAAAUCAAAAGUGUCAUAUGUUUUAAGGAACUGGGGGGAAAAGAAAAUUCAACCAUGACAGCUAAUUUAUAUCAGAAAGCACCUGGAGCAAUCUCACAUCAAAGAUAAAAACAGAUUUUUUUUUUUACCGAGGACUUACUCUGUAUUGGUGAGAUUUUCUCUGGAUAAACUUACUUCCCAGGAUUUAUACAUUUUGUUUCUCGAACACCACUCUGUUACUUUUUACUGCUUUAUUUUUGGGGACGUGAGGGAGCGUGGAUUCUCUCUCAUUUUUGCAACAUUCCCAGAAACCUGAGACAGCGCUCUACUACUAAAUACUGACCCGAAAAAUUAAACAGUUGACCUGUUGCUAUACCACGCUCAGUGACCUCCUGGCCCUGGCAGAUAAAAAACAAUGAGCUACAUCUCCAGUGAUCUGAGUGGAGGGUAAUCCCCCCCUUUGCUGAACUUUUGACCUUUUUUUAGACAGAGAGAGAAUGACGGAAGUAGAAAAAAAGAAAAUGCUUCAAAAAGGAAAAACAAACAAAAGUCUGACUGAGGAUUGAUUCCAAAUCAGUGCACAUCCCUCAGCGCUCAGAUUUACAGACUUUAAUCUCACUUUUUUUUUUCAAACAUGGAGAAUAUCUCGUUCCCCGGCGGGGCGCCGCCUCUCUGCAACGACUCUGUGGACUUCUACUCCCUGACGUCACGGAACCUCACCGACAUUAACUGCACCCCGCCCUCUGAGUUCUACUUUUACGCCGACCUCUACGUCAUCUUACCCGUCAUCUACACGGUGAUCUGCGCGGUGGGACUGACGGGCAACACGGCCGUCAUCUACGUGAUCCUCAAAGCGCCGAAGAUGAAAACGGUGACCAACAUGUUCAUCCUGAACCUGGCCAUCGCCGACGAUUUGUUCACUCUGGUUCUGCCGAUCAACAUAGCGGAACACCUGCUGCACUACUGGCCCUUUGGCGAGGUCUUGUGCAAAGUCAUCCUCAGCAUCGACCACUACAACAUCUUCUCCAGCAUCUACUUCCUGACCGUGAUGAGCAUUGACCGCUACCUGGUCGUCUUGGCGACUGUGAGGUCAAAGCGCAUGCCGUACCGCACCUACAGAGCCGCCAAGAUCAUCUCGCUGUGCGUCUGGAUCCUCGUCAUCCUCAUCGUCAUGCCCUUCACCGUCUUCGCCAGCGUCUACGUCGACCCGAGCGACGGGAGGAAGAGCUGCCUGCUCAGCUUCCCCAGCCCAGAGGGACUCUGGUUCAAGGCCAGCCGGAUCUACACGCUCAUCCUGGGCUUUGCCAUCCCGGUGUCCACCAUCUGCAUCCUGUACACCAUGAUGCUCUACAAGCUGAGGAACAUGCGCCUCAACAGCAACGCCAAGGCGCUCGACAAGGCCAAGAAGAAGGUCACCAUCAUGGUGUUCAUCGUGCUGGCCGUGUGCCUGUUCUGCUGGACGCCGUUCCACCUCAGCACCAUUGUCGCCCUGACGACGGACCUGAGGACCACGCCGCUGCUCAUCGGCAUCUCCUACUUCAUCACCAGCCUGAGCUACGCCAACUCCUGCCUCAACCCGUUCCUCUACGCCUUCCUGGACGACAGCUUCAGGAAAGCCUUCAAGAAGAUGCUCGAAUGUCGACCGGCCUGAAUGUACGGCUUAGCGAGAUUUUAUCAAAAUAUGAGGUUCAGAUUCAGAUUGUGUGGUUUGUUAAAAGCUGCACUUGGCACACUUUGCACAUUGUUUGCACAUGGAGACGAGAUGGUAUUCAUGUUUGAUUUAGCCUGUAAACACUUUCAAUUGACAAACCUGUUUAUAAAAUGCUUUAUAAUACAGUCAAAACCAAAAUGAACAUUUUUGAAUCCAGCUUCGUCUGGAGCUGUUUUUUGUUUUUUUGCACACUCAUCAUUUCCAUUGGUUGGAGAAGAUCGUCUGCCAGCAAUACUGAAUGGCUCAAUCCAAAUGUCCACCACCUGGACUGAUCCUGCACACUGAUCCUUUGCGGACAUCAGUUGUAGUGGGACAUGAUGGGCGUCAUCACGUCCGGUCCUGGAGCUCGGGAGACUGCAAAGAUGUUCUCCAAUCAGCUGUAGCAUUAUGGACAACUUUGAAAUCUAAUGCAACAGUUCGACCAUUCACUCCACUUCUAUCUUCUCAGUUUUUGUUGACAUGCUCAGAAAGGUGAUCGUCUGACUUCCUAUUGAAGCCAUAGUUGUAGUCGGUGGCCUAGUGGAGCGCAAUAUGACUCCAUUAACACGACAUGAGGGGAGCAAUAAAACAAAAUGAAUUAUCAAGUUUGUGACCGUGUCAACAAAAACUGAAAAUGUAGACGUGUCGUUAAAGUAGCUUAUGUUGUAUUAGAUUGAUUAGGUGGUCAUAAAAAGUUAUGACUGGUGGUGGUAAAAGUCACAGACAGGCUCUAAAACUACAACAAAUCAAAAUGCAUUUUCAUCACUUAACAUAGCCAUAGCAUGCAGCUACAGAUUUCUAUAAAUAUUAUGAUGUGGUCUGAGACUAUUUCUGGCCGACAUGCUUCUUUGGACAGGUUGCAUUGUGGGUUGUGGACAGGCCAUUAGCAAUCUUCCUGGGUAUGCGCCUGCAUGUCUUCACACCUCGGUCUGGUUCUGGACAUUUGGAUUGAGCCGCUCUGAGUUGAGAUGUUUUUUCUCCGUCACAGCUGGACUGGUAGCAUCCUUGCAGAAUUUGCCUGGUGCAGCUUUUAACAAAAACGGAGCAUCUGCUGUGUGGAGGAAAUCCAGUCCAACACAGACUUCACUGAUUUGCAUGCUGUCAAUCAAACAGACGUGAUGAGAACAGUCAGGGUUGGAGGUUAGCAGCGUGCAUGCACAGAGGAUUACAUGUGCAUUGAUUAGAAAUCGUUCAUCGUUAUCCAUCAGAGAAACUGGACUUCAAUGUAUGCAAACACUUGACCUGCCUUUUUUUUUUUUUAACGAUGCUGGGUUUCCCACAAAGUCAUCUAAAAGGAGCCAGUGUGGAAACCUGAGACUUUGGAUCUGAUCUGAGUAAGCAGAGAUACACUGAACAAUAAGAGAAAAGGUUGAAACAUGAGCUCUUUAAAUGAGUAUUGUUCAUUAUUUCACAGAGUGUUUAUGAACCACUUCAGAGGAACCUUAACAACCCUGACAUCAGUACUGUAGGCCUGCUUUGAAACAGGCAUGGGACAGGAGGGCUAUGUCGAACUAUGUUCUUCUUCAUGUCUUCAUUUUUCUUGUGAGCCUUUGUCGCCCCCUGCUGAAAAAAGAGCAUCGUUACCUGAUAAUGCACCCAGAGCCAUUUGCAGACCGCUGUUCAUACGGCUUGUUUCAGUGAUGUAUGCUAAUAAAAAUGAACACUUUUUCUUCUCUUCCUUUCUGUGAAUAGCAUAUUUUUUUAUAUUAUCUAACACAUCCUGCUGGAGUUCAUUUUGUCCUAUGUUUGCUAUGUCAAAUCUCUGCUGGAUAAAAAGAGCAGGCUUCUGACGCUUGAAAAAAAAAAAUGGAUUCAAACUUCAAAGUUUCACUUCAUCGUCUGUCACAUGUUUUUGAUUUGUGAGAGGGAUUUUUCGGUGUUGUGCGGGGAAACAAAUGCAAAAUAUGGCAUUGUGCAUCCUCCCUUAGAGGUAACUCUACAACAGUGGUUCUCAACUGGUGGGUUGGGACCCACAAGUGGGUCGCAGAGAUGUUUUCAGUGGAUCGCGACUGAGUGCAUGGUGUCAAAAAUUCCAUAAAGUGCUUUUUAAACAUG